Messenger RNA from Ceratotherium simum simum (southern white rhinoceros), 1079 nucleotides. NCBI's taxonomy places the organism in Eukaryota, Metazoa, Chordata, Mammalia, Perissodactyla, Rhinocerotidae. The record is from RefSeq and is a predicted model, not a curated record.
GCCGGAGAGGGGAAAGAGCAGCCGGAGAGGGGAAGAAUACGGCGCCCCCUCUUCUUCCCCUCCCUCCUACUUUAGCCCUCCUGCGCACUUCGCCUCCAAGUCUCCGCGCAGCCAGGCGCCACUGCCGCCUCCGCGCCCCUCCGCGCUGCCCCCCGAGCCAAGCACAGCGAGCGCCGCCGCCCAGGCCCCCCCGCGGGGCCGGGGCUGGGGGCCAGCAUGGAGCACCUGGGUCCGCACCAUCUCCACCCGGGCCACGCGGAGCCCAUCAGCUUCGGCAUCGACCAGAUCCUCAACAGCCCGGACCAGAGCGGCUGCAUGGGGCCCGCCUCGCGCCUCCAAGACGAAUAUGGCCUUGGCUGUUUGGCACUGAGCGCUGCAGGGGUGAUCCGGGUGCCCGCGCACAGGCCGCUAGCUGGAGCGGUGGCCCACCCCCAGCCUCUGGCUACCGGCUUGCCCACCGUGCCCUCCGUGCCCGCCGUGCCGGGCGUCAACAACCUCACCGGCCUCACCUUUCCCUGGAUGGAGAGUAACCGCAGAUACACAAAGGACAGGUUCACAGGUCACCCCUAUCAGAACCGGACGCCCCCCAAGAAAAAGAAGCCGCGCACGUCCUUCACGCGCCUGCAGAUCUGCGAGCUGGAGAAGCGCUUCCACCGCCAGAAGUACCUGGCUUCGGCCGAGCGCGCCGCCCUGGCCAAGGCGCUCAAAAUGACAGACGCGCAGGUCAAAACCUGGUUCCAGAACCGGCGGACGAAAUGGAGGCGGCAGACCGCGGAGGAGCGCGAGGCCGAAAGGCAGCAGGCGAACCGCAUCCUCCUGCAGUUGCAGCAAGAGGCCUUCCAGAAGAGCCUGGCGCAGCCGCUGCCCGCCGACCCGCUAUGCGUGCACAACUCCUCGCUCUUCGCCCUGCAGAACCUGCAGCCGUGGUCUGACGACUCCACCAAGAUCACCAGCGUCACGUCGGUGGCGUCGGCCUGCGAGUGAGCCUGCCCGCUCCACCCCUCGUCCAGCCAAGGGGUCGCCGAAGCCUGAGAGCCAGGACUCUCUCCUACCCCUCCUCGCCUCAGAUUGCACGCGGG